AACGCAUACAUGCCAGGUGGAAUUACUCUAGUAACUUGAUAUAGACCUUUCCACAUUGGCCUAAGCACUCGUAUAGUCAAAUCUCGAGUAUUCCAACAACAUACAAAAGGAAAGGACAAACACGCCUCCAGGUAGCUUCAUCUCUUUUCUUCACUGAAUUCACGCAGAAUCACCGUACUUAAAAGGAUAGUUUAUCUUUACUUAACCGUUACAAAAGUCGGGGAUUUAACCAUCGACAUGUAUUUUUCAUUUCCAAAAAGAAAAGAUGAAGGAAAGGAAAUGAUUGAUUUUGGCAAUCAAAUAAAGCAAGGAUUGUGACGUUUAGAGUGAGGCAAUAAUGGUAAGGUCUUUCAUGGGAUCCGACGAGAAGAAAAGGAUGGAACACUUUGAGCCUCAAAACCAAAUAAUAACCCUAAUCUCCAUUUCUUCAUGACUCCACGUGUCCCCUUCUCCUUUAUCCCUCCAUCCCUUAAUUUCAUCACUUUCAUGGACAAACCCCAGAACCUUCCACCCUCCAUUUCCCCCCCCCUCUCUCUCCUCCUUUUUGUCUCAAUUCCCUCAUAUAACUUUCUCUCUCCCCCAAAAUACCCUUCUCCUCUCAUACCCUCCCUCAUGUCCACAAGGUCAUUUCAGUCAUUUCCCCACUUGAAAUCAGCUCGUUUUCAUGGGCAUGGAAGAGCUAGAAGGACCACUAUAAAAGAAACAGAACAUGGCAGCUCUGUGUACUUGCUUACUUAACCCAAAUCCCCCAAAAAUCUCUCGUUUUCAAGAGAAAAGCUCUCAUUUUGGUGAUUCCCUUUCAAAAUGGAGAAUAGGGUUGAAGCCAUAAACAUGGAUUCAUAUGAAAGUUUGGAUCUUGAUAGAACAUCAUCAACAAACAAUAAUGUUGAGAGGUUGAAAAGGAUGGUGAAGUUCAUAGUGUCAAUUUGUGUGUUUUCUUUGGUUUUGGCAUUGUUUUUUUCCUUCUUCUCUCUCUUCCCUCAUUCAUUUACUGUCUAUUUCUCCACUUUCCUCUUCUCUCUCCUCAACCAUGGCAUGGAGAGAAAGUUCAUGUUCUUGAUCUGUAAUGGAAUCCUGUUUCUUCUUGCCACUUCCUCUGUUCUUCAAGAUUCUUCUCCUUCAUCUUCUUCUUCUUCUUCUUCCUCCUCUUUUGGGUAUUCUUCAUUUUCCCAUUCUGUUCAUCAUGAUCAAUUUGAACAUGAUCUUGUGGCUGAUGCCUCUGAUGGGUAUGAUUCUGAUGAGUCAGAAGAACAAGAACAUGAAGAACAUGAAGAUGAACAUGAAGAUGAACAUGAAGAUGAACAUGAAGAUGAACAUGAAGAUGAACAUGAAGAUGAACAUGAAGAACAAGAAGAAGAUGAAGAAGAUGAAGGGUGUUUUACAGAGGAGGUUGAAGAAGAAGAGGAGGAAGAAGGAAAAAGGAGGGAUUUAGAGGUGGUGGUGAGUACAGAAGAAUUGAACAAGAAAAUAGAAGAGUUUAUAAGGAAAAUGAAGGAGGAAAUGAGGAUUGAAGCAGCUCAAACUCAGCAGCUCAUUGCAGUGUAA
Cucurbita moschata (crookneck pumpkin) is the source of this 1545-nucleotide messenger RNA. RefSeq names its product X-linked retinitis pigmentosa GTPase regulator-interacting protein 1-like. The coding region runs from base 805 to 1545 and encodes 246 amino acids. The record is from RefSeq and is a predicted model, not a curated record. Lineage: Eukaryota; Viridiplantae; Streptophyta; Magnoliopsida; Cucurbitales; Cucurbitaceae. The transcript is spliced from 2 exons.